Poeciliopsis prolifica (blackstripe livebearer) is the source of this 1178-nucleotide messenger RNA. RefSeq lists its product as uncharacterized. The coding region runs from base 251 to 706 and encodes 151 amino acids. NCBI's taxonomy places the organism in Eukaryota, Metazoa, Chordata, Actinopteri, Cyprinodontiformes, Poeciliidae. The transcript is spliced from 4 exons. The record is from RefSeq and is a predicted model, not a curated record.
CUCAGAAUCGUCACCCGGCUGGUAUCUGAAUCAGCUCAGGGCGUGGAUAAAGAACAGCUGGAGACAGGGGGGAGCAGAUAGGGAGCUGCAGUCACACUGAGAACACUUCCUCAACAAAGAGGGUGCGGUGUUGUUUGUCGGUGGUGGAACAGGACAGUGAUUCAAGCUGGCGGCGGACAAAAAGCAGGCCUCCUUGGAGGAGGGAGAGGCCGAGCCAACGGGCAGGAAGCUCCGCGAGCCGCAAAGUGUGAUGGUGCGCGUGGAGGUGGAGCAGGACAUCCCCAUGUCGGUGGCGUUGCCCAUCGAGCUGCAGGCGGAUGGUUCUCACCAAGCCUUUCCCUUCCUGGACACCACGCUGGCUGAUCUGGGCAUCCAAGAGUCAGACGUGAAGGAGAGGGUGGUGUGGGUCGACACCAAGAAGACGCAGGUGAAGAACAAAGCUGGGAAGCUGAAGGAGAAGGAAACUACCAUCCUGGAGGUGAGAGUGAAAGCCAAAAAGCCGGGAGACAAACAACUCCAGGAGGUUCUGUACAGCACAGAAGCCCACACUGACCGCUCCUUCUGCCGGACAGGGAUGGACAUUCAGCCCUGGAAGCAGGGAGAUCCAGGGAAGAACAAAUUGAAGCCUGUGGAGAUGACCAUGACGUUAGGCCUGGAAAACCGUCAGCCUGGGAAUACCGAGGCUCAGGAUCAACGAGACAUCUGAUGCGUGACAGGAUAAACUACCAUACAAAACAAAACAAAAAAAAACAUGAAUCAACAUGGAAUAGAUUUAUUGACAAAGGAAGAGUUGACAUGUUGGAAAAUGUUUGUUUUUUUUGUGGGGGUUUUUUUUUUUCAAAUGCAUUUUCAAUUUUAAGCAUCACAUAACUACAAAGUUAACCAGAUAUAAAAGUUGCAAUACGGUAGCUUUUGUGCAACUGUUUUAUACUUUCUGCAACACAUACGACCAUGAGAUGGGAGUUGUGCAGCAUGACAGGAUAACUUACUGAGCAAUAAUAACCGUUUAAUUCAGAACUGUUUUGGGUGAAUUCUAGUUUGCGAGGUGGUCUUAGACCACUAAUUCUUUAAAACUACAAAGAGAUCUCUGUUCGAGGCAGUAAAAAUCCACUUUAGAAGUUAAACAGUCUCUACUUUGCAUAAGAUAAUGAAAAAAAAAAAAUAGGCACUUAAAUGAG